Messenger RNA from Dunckerocampus dactyliophorus (ringed pipefish), 1277 nucleotides. RefSeq names its product CD81 antigen-like. The transcript is spliced from 8 exons. Gene Ontology annotation, cellular component: membrane. The coding region runs from base 103 to 819 and encodes 238 amino acids. Lineage: Eukaryota; Metazoa; Chordata; Actinopteri; Syngnathiformes; Syngnathidae. The record is from RefSeq and is a predicted model, not a curated record.
UUAUAAAGGAGGAGUUUUCAGCAGAGGAGCUCUUAUACCUCCUCUGGCAGAGACUCUGUGAUCCCGGACUAGAGAAACCGAGAUUGACAAAAAGCUGGCAACAUGGCGUUGACGGGCUGCACGCAAUGCAUUAAAUAUAUGUUAUUCUUCUUUAAUUUUAUUUUCUGGCUGGCUGGAGGGGUGAUUUUAGGAGUGGCCUUGUGGCUCCGUCAUGACAGUCAAACGAGCAACCUCCUCAUUCUUCAGUUUGAAGGCAACCAAGCACCGGGCACCUUCUACAUCAGUGUCUACAUACUGAUAGCUGUUGGAGCUGUGAUGAUGCUGGUGGGCUUCCUCGGCUGUUACGGAGCCAUUCAGGAAUCCCAAUGCCUGUUGGGGACGUUCUUCUUCUUUUUGGUAAUCCUCUUUGCCUGUGAAGUGGCUGCUGCCAUCUGGGGUUUCAUGAACAGAGACACGAUCUCCAAAGAACUGAUCAACUUCUACGACUCAGCGUACAUCAAGGCCGUGGAUGUGUCAGGCUCCCCCAGUAAAGAUGCUGCCAUCAAGGUGCUAGAUGUUUUUCACACCACGCUCGACUGCUGUGGCAAAGGGGAUGACACGGCGCUCUUCAAACAAGUUGCCAGCACUUUGUGUCCCAGAAAGUCACCGGAGGAUUUCCUGAGGUCUCAGAGCUGUCACGACAAACUGAUUGAGCUCUUUUCAGAGAAGCUCUACCUGAUUGGCCUGGCUGCACUAGUGGUAGCCGUCAUCAUGAUCUUUGAGAUGAUCUUCACCAUGGUGCUCUGCUGUGGGAUCCGUAACAGCGCAGCAGCCUACUGAGCCCGCACAGUGACGAGCACCAUGACUCUUUAAUGGACUUAUUUGGUAUUUUAAUGCAGUAGCGCCUCUUUUCUUAUCAUUAAAACACAGCAUGGUGUAUUUUUUUAAUCGACUUCGGAUACAAUAUGUGGUUUUUUUGUAUGCUAUCUGUCAUCAGCCCAGCUUCUUUAUUGAGAAUAUUGUCUAUUUAUCAUAGGACACAACAACCUUCUACUAGUCAUAGUACUAGUUCUGAAUUAACUAAUGCUGUUUUUAUGGAUGUAUAAAUUGUACAUACGCACGUCUCAUGUUAAUAACAAGGAGAGUUCAUGUUUGUUUGUAUGUGAUAUGUCUCCCUGCUGAGUACUAGUGUUAUAUCACUCAACCAGCAGGGUUCCAACCUGUAGUCAUAUCCUCUUAUUAUCACUACUUUGUGUGUUUGUAGUCAGCUGUCUUUAAUAAACCAUCUUCAUGCUGUA